Messenger RNA from Hippopotamus amphibius kiboko, 540 nucleotides. RefSeq names its product proline rich acidic protein 1 (gene PRAP1). NCBI's taxonomy places the organism in Eukaryota, Metazoa, Chordata, Mammalia, Artiodactyla, Hippopotamidae. The transcript is spliced from 5 exons. Bases 97 to 540 code for a protein of 147 amino acids. The record is from RefSeq and is a predicted model, not a curated record.
GAGGACCAGACAUCUGGAUCCCUGGGCCGCUGGCUACGUGGGUCUGAGACUACAGGUUCCCCAGAGCACCGUCUACACUGAGAGGGGAAGCCCAACAUGAAGAGGCUCCUCCUGGUCACCAGCCUGGCGGCUGUGUUGCUGCUGGAGGCGGAAUCCGCCUGGGCCCCCCAGGUCCUCGUCCAGACCAAAGGCGGAGUCGGGGCCGAGCAGGACACAGAGGAGGCCUGGGGCGCCCGCGCGGCGGAGCCUCCGGAGAAGGACGACCAGCUCAUAUGGCUGCUCAUGGCACCAAAGCUCUUGGCCGCCACGGAAGGGAAUCGGCGAGGUGCCAAGGCCCUGGCAGAGACCCAGGACACUGCCGGCCGUGUCCCAAGCCCCAGGUGGGGCCCUGAGCCUGACCGUGACAGCCUGUACCACGACUGGCCCGAGGAGGCCCAGGAGGAGGCGAGGCCCUGGGCUCAGGUGCUGCCACCUCACCAGGUGCUCCACGGGCCAGAGGAGGACCGAGACCACAUCUACCACCCCAGGGAGGACUCCUAG